This is a messenger RNA of Lathyrus oleraceus (garden pea), 949 nucleotides long. RefSeq names its product protein GLUTAMINE DUMPER 3. The record is from RefSeq and is a predicted model, not a curated record. The coding region runs from base 182 to 772 and encodes 196 amino acids. Gene Ontology annotation, biological process: regulation of amino acid export. The transcript has a single exon. NCBI's taxonomy places the organism in Eukaryota, Viridiplantae, Streptophyta, Magnoliopsida, Fabales, Fabaceae.
ACCUUGUUUCACACACAAAAUCCAUAAUCCAAAAAAACAAUGAAACCCCAUUUCUUAACUCUCUCUAUAAAUACCUUUCCAACCCAUCACCCACUUCACAACCCAACCUUCCUCCUAAAUAAAAAAACAAAACUUUCCCUUCCUCUGUUUCCUCUCUGUUCCAACCAAAACCAAAACCAAAAUGGCUGCAUACAGACAACCCAUGAGCACAACCGAAAGAGCACCAACCUCCCCCCAAAUACCACACUCACCAUGGCAUUCACCAGUCCCUUACCUCUUCGGUGGUUUAGCUGCCAUGUUAGGCCUCAUAGCUUUCGCUCUCUUAAUCCUUGCAUGUUCUUAUUGGAAACUCUCUGGUUACCUCGAAGGCAACGGAGAAUCCGAACGAGACCUUGAAGCUGGACAAGAAACAAACGACACAGAUCAAAAACCUCAGAAGCCUUACGAGGAGAAAAUCUUGGUGAUUAUGGCGGGACAAGCCAAGCCAACAUUCUUAGCAACACCAAGCAUGUCUUCAUUAAGCGUAGGUACUAGUAGAUCCUCGUCUUUCGGGGAUAACACUAGUACAUGUACUUGUGACCAGAACCAGAAAUCAAAGGAAAACAUGAACGAUGAUGCCAAUAACGAUAACGAUGACGAUGAUGGUGAUUCAAGUGUGAAACAAGGAAGUGGUGAUGAAAAUCGUGUUCCAAGAACAGAGAGUGUCGAAAGAACAACAACAGCAGCAACAACGACAACAGAAACAACAACAUCAACGGAUCAGAACGUUUAAGAAACAAAACUUGGUUUGCAUGUUCUGUGAUUGGUUUAGAAUUUUAGUUAAAUCCUUGUGUUUUUUUUUAUGGAACAUGUGUAGUUUUAUGUACUCACAAACAAAGUACAACUGUACAUUAAUAUUUCGGGAAUGUAAAUUUUGAGGUUGAAUGGAAGGUUUCUUAGCUAGUACUAA